Molecule: messenger RNA, 3105 nt
Organism: Fusarium oxysporum Fo47
Lineage: Eukaryota; Fungi; Ascomycota; Sordariomycetes; Hypocreales; Nectriaceae
Product: peptide alpha-N-acetyltransferase complex A subunit NAT1
Exons: 3
Coding region: 297-2756 (819 amino acids)
Biological process (GO): N-terminal peptidyl-methionine acetylation
Cellular component (GO): NatA complex; cytoplasm
Molecular function (GO): protein-N-terminal amino-acid acetyltransferase activity; protein binding
Source: RefSeq, a predicted model, not a curated record
AUCAUUUCGUACCUAAGUUGUAUGGUACAGCACCUUCAGCUUUACACGACAUCUCUCCACAAUCGCCGGUCAGGGAAGCCGCCUCUUUACCCUUCAUUAUCCUCCUCUCAUCAUCUCCUGGCGAGGUUUUUGUCUCGUCAAAGCUUCUCUGUACCUUUUCCUCUCUCUCGCCCACACAUCCCUCAUUCGAUCCUGCUGGGAGCUUUUAAUCCUCGCCGACAACGGACGCCGGUCGCAAUUAACUAGCUCACGACUUCUUUACGGUCCGAAGACUAGAGCUGUGUCCCAUAAUCACGAUGCCGCAACCUCUUGCCUCUAAGGAGGCCUCGCUCUUCCGCUCCGUUAUUCGAUACUAUGAGGACAAGCAAUACAAGCGUGGUCUCAAGUCCGCUGAGCUUAUUCUCAAGAAGCAUCCGAAACAUGGAGACACCACUGCGAUGAAGGCCUUGAUUCUGAACUCUCAGGGCAAGACAGAAGAAGCUUUUGCAUUGGGAAAGGAAGCCUUGACCAUGGAUAUGAAGUCGCACAUCUGCUGGCACGUGUAUGGUCUGCUGCACCGGGCAAACAAGAAUUUCGAGGAGGCUAUCAAGGCGUACAAGUUUGCUCUGCGACUAGAGCCUGAGUCAGCACAAAUUCAGCGCGAUCUGGCUAUUCUGCAAAUUCAAUGCCGUGACUAUCAAGGAUACAUCCAAAGUCGAACCGCUAUGCUCCAGGCCCGACCUCAGAUGCGCCAAAGCUGGACUGCGCUCGCCAUUGCUCACCACCUUUCCGGAAACCCCGCUGAAGCUGAGAAGGUCAUGAAUACGUAUGAGGAAACCUUGAAAACAAAGCCCUCGAAAUUCGACAAUGAGCACUCAGAAGCAAUUAUGUACAAGAACUCUCUAAUUGCGGAGCAAGGAGACUAUGAACGGGCACUUGAGCAUCUAAACACGGCUGCUAAGCAAAAUCUUGAUCGAUUGGCUGUCAUGGAGGCUCGCGCCGAGUAUCUUCACAAGUUGGACAAGAAGGAGGAAGCUGCCAAGGCCUACCGGGCUCUCCUUGACCGCAACUCGGAGCACCCCGCAUACUACGAGAAGCUCUUGGAGGUCCUAGAGGUAUCGGAAGACGACUCGAAGGCUCGUAAGGCUAUCUAUGAUGAAUAUGCGGAGAAGUCCCCUCGUUGCGAUGCCGCGCGCCGGUUGCCGCUGGACUUUUUGUCAGGCGAUGACUUCAAGCAGGCUGCUGAGGCCUAUUUGACGUUGAUGCUUAACAAGGGAGUGCCAUCGACCUUCGCUAAUCUUAAGCAUCUUUACUCCGACUCAUUCAAGAAGGACACCCUCCGUGAACUGGCCAAGAACUAUUUGAACUCGCAGGGUGCUGAUUCGGAGAGCAAGGAUAAAGGAGAAGCGGCAGCACUGUACUACCUUGCACAGCACUACAACUACCAUCUCAGCCGCGACUUGACAAAAGCCAUGGAGUACGUCGAGAAGGCAAUUGAGAAGGACCCCAAGAGCGUUGAUUUUGCCAUGACCAAGGCACGAAUCAUUAAGCAUGGCGGAAACAUACAAGAAGCCUCCAAGGCAAUGGAUCGAGCCAGGAAGCUUGAUCUUAAGGAUAGAUACAUUAACACAAAAGCAGCCAAGUACCAGCUUCGCAACAACGAAAACGAUAAGGCUCUCAAGACAGUUGGGCUUUUCACUCGCGCAGAAACUGUUGGCGGUCCCUUGGCGGAUCUUUUGGAUAUGCAGAGUGUCUGGUUCUUGACAGAAGACGGCGAGGCAUAUGCUCGCCAAGGCAAUGUUGCCCUUGCUCUAAAGCGAUUCCAGCAAAUCUUCAACAUCUUUGAGGUGUGGCAGGAGGACCAGUUCGAUUUUCACAGCUUCUCUCUGCGCAAGGGCCAGAUCCGCGCCUACAUCGAUAUGAUGCGAUGGGAAGACCAUGUCCGUGAUCAUCCCUUCUUCUCAAGGGCCGCUCUGGAUGCGAUUGAAGUUUACCUCAAGUUGGCCGAUAAGCCUUCCGCAAAUGGUAUCAAUGGCGCCGAUGGAGAGGACGCUGAGGAUGCCCUGGCCAAGAAGAAGGCCGCCAAAAAGGCUAGAAAGGAGCAGCAACGUCUCGAAAAAGAGGCUGCCGAGUUACAAGCUAAGCAAGACCCUAACAAGGGCAAGGAUAAGGAUGGAGAAGUCAAGAAGCAGGACGACGAUCCUUUCGGACUGAAACUCGCCGAAACCACCGACCCUCUCGGCGAUGCCAUGAAGUUCGUUAACCCCUUACUACAAUUCAGCCCCAAGAACAUCAACGCCCAGUUCGCUGGCUUCGAGGUCUACAUGCGUCGCAAGAAGUACGUUCUUGCCCUACGCUGUCUCACAGCUGCCCUAGCACUUGACCCCAAGUCACCCAGGGUGCACGAGCAUACUGUAGCGUUCACUCAACUAUUGAAGACUGCGACAGACAUUGAGCCUAAGGUUCUGGAGGUGCUGAAGGCUGAGUUCAAAGCAGUCGAUCCUUCCACGGAUCUCGUCAAGUUCAACAACGAGUUCCUUGCUGCCAACAAGGGUAGCCCUAGACACGUUCUUUCCGCCAUCAAGGCACAGAGACUGUUGGGCCAGGAUAAGGCUAAGAGUGAGGAGGACGUUUCUGGCAUCUUGGAUAUCCCUGAUGUGACCUAUGAGGAUGCCGUCGAGGGGCUUCAGGUGCUUAAGGGCUGGAGGAGUUCUCAGGUGGAAGCAUACAAGAAGGCGGCCCAGGAGAAGUUCCCCGAUGUGACGAGACUCGCAUAAGGGGGCGUUGCUUACUUUCUUACUUGCUGAUACUCAAAAAGUUUGUGGGGGGUUCAGCACAUGACAUGAUGAUGCUGAAUGACAUUGGCCAUAUAGAUAGAUGCAUGCAACCGAGGCUGCGAUUCCGAGGUGUUCCAGUUCAGGUUAGAAAAAGGAGAAGGAAGGAGAAGGAAGGACAGUUUGGCGCAAGGAAUCACUCCGAAGAUGGCGGGGAAAUGGAGUUUUGGGAACAUGGGGAAAAGUUAAAGCAUCCAUCCAUCGUGUAGAACAAGCAUGCCGCUAUCAGCCUCAUUGGUCGAGUACAUUGGCUAAACAAGAAGAAGCCGUUAAUCUCAUCGGAUGCAUCCGG